GGCUGCUGGGGCGGCGAUGGCGGCGCCGGAGCCGGGACGCUGCGCCUACUUCGUGCAGAGGAAGAAGCGGUUCUGCAAGAUGGUGCCGGCCGCCGGGCGCCGCUUCUGCGGGGAGCACGGGCAGCUGGAGGGGGAAAGCGACAGGAAAAGGAUCCCGUGCCCUCUCGAUCCCAAGCACACAGUGUAUGAAGACCAGCUGCAAAAGCAUUUAAAAAAGUGCAACGCAAGAGAGAAGCCAAAGCCGGUCUACUUUGUGCAAGAUAUUAAUGUUGACACAAAAGAUGUGGCAGAAAUACCAGAAAUACAACAAAGACCUAUCUCUUCUCUGCCUAAAGAAGUGCUGGAAGACUUAAUCAUCAAGUUGAAAAAAGCAACCGAUGGCUUGGAACUUCACCACCAGGAACAAAUACUGUCUCAUCAGGCUUUACAGGAAGCCUUAAAUGACCCAAAGAAUGGGGAAUCUGCUUUCAAACACCUGAAACAACAGGCUUCUAUUUUAGGCAACUUGGAAAAAUUACAUUUGCUUGGUCCAGGAAGGUGUUUUGUUGAGUUUGGAGCUGGUCGAGGAAAGCUGUCUCACUGGGUUGACAUUGCCUUGCAAAAUGCUGAAAAUGUUCAUUUUUUGCUUGUGGAAAGAGCAACCACAAGAUUCAAGGUGGAUGGAAAACAUAAGAGAAGAGAUUCCAUGUUUGAAAGGCUUCAAGUUGAUAUUCAGCACUUAUGUUUAAAUAAGGUGCCUAUUUUAGAGAAAAAAAACCUACCCGUGGUAGGAAUUGGGAAGCAUUUGUGUGGUGCUGCCACAGAUCUUGCUUUAAGGUGUUUGGUGGACAGUUAUACAACUAGCAGUGACGCAGAAAAUGAAGAGCCUGUACUAAAACGCUUUAAGAGUGAUACAACAGAGGUGGCUUUCAACAGUUGUCCCGAUAAUGACAGGAAUGAAGAGGGCACAUUAGAAAACUCCAGAACUAUAGCUGGAAUCGUUCUUGCACUGUGUUGCCAUCACAGGUGUGACUGGACACAUUAUGUAGGCAAAGAGUUCUUUAAAUCAGUAGGACUUGGUCCAGGGGAAUUUCAUUAUUAUCAAAGAAUGAGUAGCUGGGCCACUUGUGGCAUGCAAGAAAACAUAACCAAAUCCUCUCUGAAUGAUGAAGAGCAUGGAGAUCAAACUGACAACACAGAAGAACAUGACCAAACAUACAGUAAAACAGAGGAUGGUUCUGACACUCUACAAGGGAUACUUACUGUUGAAGAGAGAAAGGAGAUAGGUUGUCUCUGUAAACGGUUGAUUAACCAUGGACGGAUUGAGUACUUACAACAAAGAGGAUAUAAGGCUGCUCUACAGUAUUAUACAGAGUCUGCUGUGUCCUUGGAGAAUGUACUGUUGACAGCUGUCCCAAGGCAGUCUUGGAUAUCAGAGCCAACUACAUGACAGGAGUUUGGUUUGGAAUUGGUAGAAAACUAACUGCAAGAUUUACU
Messenger RNA from Tinamus guttatus (white-throated tinamou), 1476 nucleotides. It is a transcript of the gene TRMT13, whose product is annotated as tRNA methyltransferase 13. NCBI's taxonomy places the organism in Eukaryota, Metazoa, Chordata, Aves, Tinamiformes, Tinamidae. The record is from RefSeq and is a predicted model, not a curated record. Gene Ontology annotation, biological process: tRNA methylation.